CCCCCAAUGUUGACUCCCUUCUACGACAGCAUCAAACAAUUUGCGGGAGUCAGGAUUAAUAUCAAUCGAUUGGUACGACACCUCAUGAUGGAAUAAUCUUCUCCUUCAGCUGCAUCCAACAGCCACCCUAAAACUAAAGCCUGGACGGAAUUCCGGAAGACAAGGCCACAUCCUACACAAAACAUAUGGCAUCGUUUGGUUCACAACAAGGUUCCAGUCAAGCCGUUCCCAAAUGUUUGGCCGCCAAAUGUUUACCUCAGCCCUAUGUCGUGAGUCCAUUAUGUCAUCAAUCCGCUAAUCAGCGAUUGUAACUUAAUACACAUAACCAACCACAGCAAUCGCAUCUACUACUGUACGAAGCAAUACAAUUGUAGUUACUCCGGAUUGCAAUUCUAAAACAUAUGAAUAGCUUCAAUUAUCAAUCAAUAAACAUUAUCUUUAUUUUACCCAAAGAAAUUAAUCAUGUUGGUCAAGGCAGACCUAACCCUUCUGACUUGGUCCUAUAAGAUUGACCAUACCUUACGUGCAAAGCUCAAUCUAGAUCACAAUAUUUUGACUGGCAGUGCAAAAAGUUGGCGCGAUAUAAAAUGUGUUGUUCGUGACUAUCUCGAUUGCUCUGAGGUGUGGGAAGACCAACCGCAGCAAUUCGUUUUGCUAUUGCAGAAAUCACUGAAAGCAAUCAUUACAUAUCUAAGCAAGCAACCUACUAAUAAUGUUCAAACAAAUGAACUUCUUUUGAAGGAAUACUGCUCAAAUCUAGAUACCUUUUACCAUAAUCCACGGAUCAUUAAUGCUGUUAAGAAACUGUACCAAACAUUGGAGCUAAAAAAACGCGAUGAAGAUAACCUACAACAAGCACAUAUUCAAUCCAGUGCCACAGCUUCGGCCAUGGUCAUUGAGAAAAGCCGUAUGAUGGAAAUUACCUCCAAAAAGAGGUUGUUUGAUGAGGUUGAGGACGAGAGCGGCGAUGUAGAAGAAGAAAGUUCCUGUCUCUUGAAUCAACAGUACGAACAAUCUUUGUUUGAUUCGGAGGAUCCGUUUAAUCCCAACCCCACUGUUUCAAAGGUAUCAUCAACUUUUCAAUACUCUUUUGUCAGGAGUGGCAAAAGGUUUGAUUUUCACACCCCGUCCAAAAACCUUAUAUCACCAAAGAAGCCCGCCCUUAAUCAAGAAGAUCAUGGCUGCCUAAGUGAUCUGUUCGAUAUACGUCUGUCUACAGAUACAAUAACAAGUUGUCACCCCGAAACUCAAGAAACAUACAAUACCUAUCGUAACGAGCAGUAUGGUAAUACUUACCUCAAGUCUCACGAAGGUGCGAUUGCUUUUGAUAUACCCCGAUUUUUCAUUAUUGUGUCUACGGCUAGACUUCUCUUUAUGAUGAAGAUAUCCCCAUUACCCGCUGUAGGCAUUUAUCAUGACUGGAAUUUAAAGCGGUUCGUGGUGCGAAAAACAGUUGUUGGAUUAAGACAUGUCGAACUGCUGUUAAAAGACUUUCGUGCUUCCGGAAUCACUAGGAAGCUUCAUGAUGGUUUUCUAACGAACGAAGCCGAAACCAUUGCAAUCAUACUAGAAUCAUCUGGUGCCGAAGCUACACCUCAUGUUGUAGAUGACACGUACAAACAGUUGAAAAGCUCCUCUGAUUUUUUAAAGUACAUCAUUACAAAGUAUAAGAUGGGCUCAGUGACGACAUUAAAGAAGGUACAAGUUCCAUGCGUUUCCAUCGUUGAGAAUUGCCUCACGCUUUGUUUGACCACCAUUCUUAACUCGGAGAAAUGGACUUUUGUGGAAGCCAGAUCAUGUAUCAUUCCCACUAACACUGCCGAAAAAAAAAACAAUGGGCCAAACUCUUUGAGUCACCCAUGUUUGCAGGGCAAUCCCUGCUAUUUACAGUCAGAUCACAUCUAUUUACUUUCUCGCUUUUUUAAAGCACAUCGUGAAGAGGUCACUUCUGGAGAUCGACCGAUUGGAAGAUGA
Molecule: messenger RNA, 1974 nt
Organism: Mucor mucedo
Lineage: Eukaryota; Fungi; Mucoromycota; Mucoromycetes; Mucorales; Mucoraceae
Exons: 8
Coding region: 463-1974 (503 amino acids)
Source: RefSeq, a predicted model, not a curated record